CUACGGGUUAUGCAUGUAUGUUCCUUGGCUGAUUGUGUUGUUCUACUAAGUGAAUCCUGUAACUUCAAACAGGCUUCAGCAUGGCGUGUAGUUUCCUACAUCAGAUCUGCCUCCUCCCCUCUCCAGCCUGCGGCAAAUGCAUUUCCUACGAUUCCACCAGUGUCUUCACAGGCGGCUGGCUUUUGCUGAAGCUCUUGCUCUUCUUUCUCCACCUGGCUCACCUCUUACCCAUCCUUUAAAACUGGAGCAGCUUGGUUACUUGCCUGUGACAUCUCAAAGAAAUGACAUCUGCCUUAGCGAAGGUUUCAAACUAAAUUAAAAAGGCAGAAAUCAUGGAGGAUGAAGUUGGUUGUUAGGGAACCUUGCUUCUCCACAACUGUGAAUCUGUUAAAUGAGGAAAUGGGGCCAGAUAAUGUUUCAGUUAAGAAAACAGUCCACAGAGUGAGUGCAGACAUCUUUAGAAUUGUGUUUGGGAUACCAGCACCCUCAACAACUGGAGCACACUAUGGAUAGUGAAGAAAACACGGCCGAGCUGUUACCCAGAAAUCCCUACUGUUCCAAUGAGGGAUCGCACUGUGGCUGUAAAUUGCCUCAUGUGACCUUCCAGCCACAAUGGCCUUUGCAGGUUGCAGCAAAACAAUGGUCACUCUGGAAAACAUUUCUGGUGUGUCUGCUGGCCUGUCUGAUUGCUACGACCCUUGUUGUUCUGGUCUUGUAUUUUGUUCACUUUGGAAAGCCCACCGUCAUCAUUCACGGAGAUGGGAAGGGCAGUCAUGUGGCCUGCACCUCUGGCCCUAGCCCAUCUCCUGCCCCAUGUCCUACCCCAUCUUCUGCCCCAUGUCCUACCCCAUCUACUGCCCCACGUUCUACCCCAUCUCCUGCCCCAUCUACCCUUCCUGGGUCUCAGAGCACCCUGCCUUCUACCCCCGUGACCAACCAAAGCUCUUCAACCAUGGUGCCUCCAUCUGCCAUGAAGACCACAACGCAACACGAAGUCAUCAUUGAAGAAGAAGAAGGAAGUCCUUGAGCCCUCAGCCUUCCUCAAGCCAGGUCAACACUCUUAUGCUGAAGGAGGCACAUCUGAGCUAUUCUGUCCUCCCUGCCAAGAGAUUCCAAUGCAUUUGACUUCAUGAGACCUUGCCUCUCUUGCUCAAUCAUUGGCUGGAUUCCCAUAUGGUGAUGACUCAGUCUCAGGUCAACGUUCAAAUGACCUUGACUGGCAGUGUUCAAAUGAUCAGAAAAGAAAAAGUUUGGACCGCGCCUGGUAGACUCAUCUAGAUGGGGUUCAGAGUUUUCUCUACACCCCUUUCGUACAACUGACCUCAUUUAUCACCCAUGAAGAUUUUAGGCUGCUGAAGAGGCUGCCGCUUGGAUCCUGCUCUACUUAAGCUAGUAUUUGUCAUUUGUUAUUGAUUAUUUCCCAAUCUAUUUUCAGCAUUUGUAUCCCAACUGAGAAAGAAAGAAAUGUGCAAGCAAAGUGAUUAUUGCUUACUGAUUAUUAAAUACCUAUUGAUCAUUACAUAAGUGUUCUUAUUGGGGAAUUGAGAAAAGAGGGGGAUAUUAGUGAGGACGGGAAUAAUCAAGGGGGAUUUUAGAGAAUGGCUCACAGUUGAAGAAGGGUGAAAAUUUGGACUUGGGUAGAGAUCAUUAAAUCAGAAAAUGAUAGGGCUGAGGGGGCAUAAUAGAUUUAAAAUGAAAAGUACACUUAGAAACACUUUAAAUGUACAAGGGAUGUAUUUCCUAUAUCCACACCUUUUUCACUGACAUUAUCAAUAUUAUUUUCCAUAUUUGAUAUGAUGCUUAAUUUUGAAACCACUAUAAACUACACUUAUAAAAUUUCAACAUUUAAAUUGUGUCAUACUUUGUACUGUAAAUUUGAGAGCACAUGCUUAUAAUUUGCUAUGAAACACAGACUCUUGUCCAUUAUUGCUUAUAUUCUAAGUGUUUGGUACUUAGUACAAGCACAAACAUUUCAAUCUGGAAAAGACUUCAGAGUAAAGCAAUCUGCCCAUUCCACCCCCAUCCUCCAAACUCCACAAGGGUAGUAAGUGUGAAUGAAUUUCUUUCCAGUAUAGUAGUAAGUAAAUUCAUUUCUCUACAAUUUUGUCUUAAUUGCUUGUGAAAAAGAUUCAAUUUACUGUGUUAAAAUGUGCUUCCUUCCUUAGACAAUUUAAACCUUGUUUUGUGAUUUAAAAAAGAGCUUUAA
Artibeus jamaicensis (Jamaican fruit-eating bat) is the source of this 2206-nucleotide messenger RNA. It is a transcript of the gene DYNAP, whose product is annotated as dynactin associated protein. Bases 506 to 1027 code for a protein of 173 amino acids. Gene Ontology annotation, cellular component: Golgi apparatus; plasma membrane. NCBI's taxonomy places the organism in Eukaryota, Metazoa, Chordata, Mammalia, Chiroptera, Phyllostomidae. Gene Ontology annotation, biological process: activation of protein kinase B activity. The transcript has 5 exons. The record is from RefSeq and is a predicted model, not a curated record.